Molecule: messenger RNA, 2270 nt
Organism: Octodon degus (degu)
Lineage: Eukaryota; Metazoa; Chordata; Mammalia; Rodentia; Octodontidae
Gene: Fbxl5
Product: F-box and leucine rich repeat protein 5
Exons: 10
Coding region: 82-1992 (636 amino acids)
Biological process (GO): SCF-dependent proteasomal ubiquitin-dependent protein catabolic process; intracellular iron ion homeostasis
Cellular component (GO): SCF ubiquitin ligase complex
Molecular function (GO): protein binding
Source: RefSeq, a predicted model, not a curated record
CUUUCUAAAACCAACUUUUCCAACAACAACGAUUUCCGUGCUCUUCUGCAAUCUUUGUAUGCUACUUUCAAAGAGUUCAAAAUGCAUGAGCAGAUUGAAAAUGAGUACAUUAUUGGCUUACUUCAGCAGCGCAGCCAGACCAUUUAUAAUGUGCAUUCUGACAAUAAACUCUCUGAGAUGCUCAGCCUCUUCGAAAAGGGACUGAAGAAUGUUAAGAAUGAAUAUGAGCAGUUAAAUUAUGCAAAACAGCUGAAAGAGAGACUGGAGGCUUUUACAAGAGAUUUUCUUCCACACAUGAAAGAGGAAGAAGAAGUUUUUCAGCCCAUGUUAAUGGAGUAUUUUACCUAUGAAGAGCUUAAGGACAUUAAGAAGAAAGUGAUUGCACAGCAUUGCUCUCAGAAGGAUACUGCGGAACUCCUUAGGGGUCUUAGCCUAUGGAAUCAAGCUGAAGAACGGCAGAAGUUUUUUAAAUAUUCUAUGGAUGAAAAAUCGGAUACAGAAGCAGAAGUGGCAGAGCACUCUACAGCUAUAACCCACCUUCCACCUGAGGUAAUGCUGUCAAUUUUCAGUUACCUUAACCCUCAAGAAUUAUGUCGGUGCAGUCAAGUCAGCACCAAAUGGUCUCAGCUGGCAAAAACUGGAUCCCUUUGGAAACAUCUUUACCCUGUACAUUGGGCCAGAGGGGAUUGGUAUAGUGGCCCGGCCUCAGAGCUUGAGACUGAGCCUGACGAGGAGUGGGUGAAGAGCAGGCAAGACGAGAGUCGCGCCUUUCAGCAGUGGGAUGAGGAUGCAGAUGUAGACGAAUCUGAAGAGUCUGCAGAGGAAUCAGCUGCUAUUAGCAUUGCACAAAUGGAAAAACGUUUACUCCAUGGCUUAAUUCAUAAUGUUUUGCCGUAUGUUGGAACUUCUGUAAAAACUUUAGUACUGGCAUAUAGCUCUGCAGUUUCCAGCAAAAUGGUGAGGCAGAUUUUGGAGCUGUGCCCUAACCUGGAGCACCUGGACCUUACCCAGACCGACAUUUCCGAUUCUGCAUUUGACAGUUGGUCUUGGCUUGGUUGCUGCCAGAGUCUUCGGCAUCUUGAUCUGUCGGGAUGUGAGAAGAUCACAGAUGUGGCUCUAGAGAAGAUUUCCAGAGCUCUUGGGAUUCUAGCAUCUCAUCAGAAUGACUUUGCGAAAACUACUGCAAGCAGCAUUACUUCAACUAAAUGGAAAAAUAGAGACGUUCCCAUGCAGUCUACAAAGCAGUAUUCCCAUUUGCGUGACUUAACUCCCAAAGGCAUUGAGGAAGAAAUAGAUAAUGAACACACCUGGACUAAGCCUAUUUCUUCUGAAAGUUUUACUUCUCCCUAUGUGUGGAUGUUAGAUGCUGAAGAUUUGGCUGAUAUUGAAGAUGCAGUAGAAUGGAGGCAUAGAAAUGUUGAAAGUCUCUGUGUAAUGGAAACAGCAUCCAACUUUGGUUGUUCCUCGUCUGGUUGUUACAGUAAGGAUAUCGUUGGCCUAAGGACUAGUGUCUGCUGGCAGCAGCAUUGUGCUUCCCCAGCCUUCGCUUAUUGUGGCCAUUCGUUCUGUUGCACCGGGACAGCUCUCAGAACUAUGUCAGCACUCCCAGAGUCUUCAGAGAUGUGUAGGAGAGCGUUAAGGACUACCUUGCCUCGCGGAAAGGACUUCCUUGAUUUUGGGAGUGAAAAAUCUGAUCAAGAGACUGGACGUGGACUUUUGUUUCUCAGUCUGUCUGGAUGCUACCAGAUCACAGACCAUGGGCUCAGGGUUUUGACUCUGGGAGGAGGGCUGCCUUAUUUGGAGCACCUUAAUCUCUCUGGUUGUCUUACUGUAACUGGUGCAGGCCUGCAGGAUUUGGUUUCGGCUUGUCCUUCUCUAAAUGAUGAAUACUUUUACUACUGUGACAACAUUAACGGUCCUCAUGCUGAAACCGCCAGCGGAUGCCAGAAUUUGCAGUGUGGUUUUCGAGCCUGCUGCCGAUCUGGUGAAUGACUCUUGACUUCUGACCUUUGUCUACUUCAUUUAGCUGAGCAGGCUUCCUUUCAUGCACUUUACUUACAGCACAUUUCUUGUGUUAACAUCCCUUUUUGAGUGUGUCUUGUUUUGGCCCCAUUUCUUACAACCUCAGAAUUCUUAAUCUACCAGUGAAUUGUACAGUGUUGUUUCUUAUGCAAAACACACUUUUGUUUUAGAAUGAUAUUAGGUUUUUUGGUAGGGGUGAGAACAGUCUUACUGGGUUUCUCUUAAACAAAAUGCUUCAAAAGGAAUGU